This is a messenger RNA of Nematolebias whitei (Rio pearlfish), 3331 nucleotides long. RefSeq names its product ferroxidase HEPHL1-like. Bases 51 to 3323 code for a protein of 1090 amino acids. Gene Ontology annotation, biological process: iron ion transport. The transcript has 21 exons. Gene Ontology annotation, molecular function: copper ion binding; oxidoreductase activity. The record is from RefSeq and is a predicted model, not a curated record. Lineage: Eukaryota; Metazoa; Chordata; Actinopteri; Cyprinodontiformes; Rivulidae. Gene Ontology annotation, cellular component: plasma membrane.
CACUUGUUCCCUGUCGAGGUGAAACCCGCUCAGCCGUCCUCCACCCGAACAUGGACCGGACUCUGGGGCUGUUUGCCGGCUGUGUGCUGGUGGUCGGGCUGUGCGCCCGCGGCGGUGCGGCGGUGGAGAGGGUGUACUAUGUGGGGAUCAUCGAGGACUACUGGGAUUACGCACCGAGUGGAAAAAACCUGAUCAACGGCAAAACCAUCGAGGAGGACGAGCAUGCACAUAUAUUUCUAGAAAAAGGACCACAGCGUAUCGGCAGGGUCUAUAAGAAAGCCAUGUACCGGGAGUACACCGAUGCCUCUUUCACAUGCUUGGCUCCACGACCUGCUUGGCUGGGCAUUCUGGGACCCAUAAUGAAAGCUGAGGUUAAUGAUGUCAUCAAGAUCCACCUGAGGAACUUUGCAAGCAGGGUCUACUCCUUACACCCCCAUGGGAUUUUCUAUGAGAAGGACUCAGAAGGGGCGUUUUAUCCAGAUGGGACAUCAGGGAGGUUCAAACAUGAUGACAUGGUUCCUCCAGGAGGCAGCUACACUUACCGCUGGGAGGUCAAACCUGAAUACGCGCCCACGAGUGAUGAUGCCAACUGCCUGUCGUGGCUCUACCACUCACACUAUGAGACCGCCAAGGAUAUAAACUCAGGACUCAUCGGACCGCUUCUCACCUGCAAGAAAGGAACCUUAAAUAAACAAAGCUCAAAGUGGGCCGAGGAGUCAGGCCGCUAUGAUGUGGAUCAUGAUAUCUUCAUGCUGUUCACUGUGAUGGAUGAAAACAUGAGCUGGCACCUAAAAGACAACGUCCAGUCAUGUACUGAUCCAGAAGGAGUCGUUUUAGAUGAUCCAGAGUUUAUGGAGUCAAACAAGAUGCAUGUAAUUAAUGGGUACUCAUUUGGUAAUUUGCCUGGAAUCGAGUUGUGCCAGCACCGCACGGUCGCCUGGCACUUGUUUGGCAUUGGUAACGAGGUGGAUGUCCACAGCGCCUUUUUCCAAGGGAGCACCCUGCUGGACCGGGGCCACCGCACAGACACUAUCAGCCUGUUCCCAGCCACAUUCGUCACGGCCAACAUGGUCCCUAAAGUGAGAGGAAAGUGGCUGUUGAGCUGCCAGGUCAAUGACCACCUCGAAGCGGGGAUGCAGGCCUUUUAUGAAGUGAAGACAUGUGACAAUAAGCCCAGCUCCUCUGCAAAAUUUGGCUUCGUCAGACAGUUUUAUCUGGCAGCAGAAACAGUUCUAUGGCACUACGCUCCAUCAGGAAAGAACCUCAUUACCAACACAUCUCUCACUGAAACCGACAGUGCAUCAGAGGUGUUUUUCAGCAGAAGCAAUGGACAUAUUGGAGGAAAUUACAAGAAAGUGAUAUUCCAAGAAUACAUAGACAAUACCUUCACCACCAAAAAACCAAGAACAGCUGAAUAUAAACAUUUAGGAAUUUUGGGUCCCGUCCUGAGGGCAGAGGACGGCGACACUUUCAAAGUGACGUUUUUGAACAAGGCAGACAGAAGCUACAGCAUUCACCCUCAUGGAGUUCAGUACAACAAGCACUUCCAGGGAACUAGCUAUGAGGAUGGUGAUCAGCGCUCCCAUGUGAGUCCAGGUGAGAAGUUCACCUACAUUUGGAACGUCCUGGAAGGCCCGUCUCCAUCCGACCCCCCCUGCAUCCCCUACAUCUACUACUCUGCUGUCGAUCCCGUCAUGGACACCAACUCAGGACUGAUUGGACCUCUGCUCGUGUGUAAAAAAGGAGAGCUGAAGAAGGAUAAAAAGCUGAAGGGUGUUUUAAGAGAGUUCUUCCUAUUUUUCUUCAUCGUAAAUGAAAACAAGAGCUGGUAUUUGAGGGAGAACAUUGAGAAGUUUGGCAGCAGCAAGACAAAUGAAAAAGAUGAGGCCUUCCAGGAAAGCAAUAUGAUGCAUGCUGUUAACGGUCUUAUGUACGGGAACCUUUUUGGACUGGACAUGUGUGCUGGGGACAACGUUGUGUGGUACACCUUUGGGAUGGGCUCAGAAGCAGACAUACAUGGCAUUUAUUUUGAGGGAAACACUUUCAAUAAGUACGACACAACUCGAGACACAGUCAGCGUGUUUGCUCAUACUUCCCAAACUUUGUCCAUGCAGCCAACAAUUCCAGGUGUGUUUGAAGUCAGCUGCAGAACAACGGACCACUUCUCAGCUGGCAUGAGGCAAUUUUACCAGGUGAACUUCUGCCCUAAAAAUAAACUGACGCACAGAUACUUUGAGCCAACCAGGACCGUGCAGUACUUCAUCAGUUCUGAGGAAAUAGAAUGGGACUUCUCUCCUACACGAGACUGGGAGCUGGAGAGAUACCAAACCAUUGCAAAGAGCAGUCCAGGCAACGUCUUUGUGGGCAGAGCUGAUGACAGGAUUGGUUCCCGCUACAUGAAGGCGGUGUAUAGAGAAUACACUGAUGAAACCUUCCAGGUUUUGAAGACUCAACAGACUCACCAGGGUCCUUUUGGGAUUUUAGGGCCAAUUAUCCGAGCAGAGGUCGGUGAGCAGAUUGCCAUUACGUUCAAGAACAAAGCCAGUCGGCCUUAUUCUAUCAGCCCACAUGGAGUUAGGGCCACCGGGGCGCAUGUUCCUGUCCAACCUGGCCACAUUGUUGAGCUGACAUGGGAUGUUCCUGAGAGCUCAGGACCAGGGCCCUCAGACCCUAACUGCAUUCCCUAUGCCUACUACUCUACUGUUGACUUCAUCAAGGAUCUGAACAGCGGUCUUGUGGGGCCUCUGGUGAUUUGCAGGCGUGGGACUCUGAGUUAUGGGCCGGACAGAUACAGGAGGGACACAGACAAGGAGUUUGCUCUGCUUUUUAUGAUAUUCAAUGAAAAUCAGUCGUGGUACAUAGAUGAUAAUAUCAGACAUUAUCUCGGCUACGACCCAGAAGCCUUCAAGAGAGAUGACGGUUUUGAGGAGAGUAACAAGAUGCACGGAAUAAAUGGUAAAGUCUAUGGUAACCUCCAUGGACUGGAGAUGAUGCAAGGCCAGAAGGUUACCUGGUACCUGAUGGGACUGGGCAACGAAGUGGACAUACACACGGUUCACUUCCACGCCGAGACUUUCACUUACAAGACGGACGGUGUGCAUCGUGCAGACGUGUUGGAUCUGAUACCUGGGACUUUCCAGACGGUGGAGAUGGUUGCAGGGAACCCAGGAACAUGGUUCCUCCAUUGUCAUGUGCAUGAUCACAUCAUGGCUGGCAUGGAGACUGUGUUUACCAUCAAAAAGAAUUCCUCAAAUGGAUCGAGGACCAAAGUCUCCUUUAGGACCUUGAUGCUGGGUCUCCUGGCAGCUAAGAUGCACCAUUAAAACCCACC